ACUGCUGAAGCAGAUGUGGAGAACUAUAAAUUAAGAAUCCCAGCUACAUAAUUGACUUAUGCUUCCUAGUUCCUUGCCCAGCCACCACCAUCUCUCCAAAAACCCGAGAUCUUGCUAAAAUCAUCAUGGAUUCACUCGGCGCCGUCAGCACUCGACUUGGGUUUGAUCUUUUCAAAGAGCUGAAGAAAACAAAUGAUGGCAACAUCUUCUUUUCCCCUGUGGGCAUCUUGACUGCCAUUGGCAUGCUCCUCCUGGGGACCCGAGGAGCCACCGCUUCCCAGUUGGAGGAGGUGUUUCACUCUGAAAAAGACAUGAAGAGUUCAAGAAUAAAGGCUGAAGAAAAAGAGAUUGAGAACACAGAAGCAGUACAUCAACAAUUGCAAAAGUUUUUGACUGAAAUAAGCAAACUUGCUAAUGAUUAUGAACUGAACAUAACCAACAGGCUGUUUGGAGAGAAAACAUACCUCUUCCUUCAAAAAUACUUAGAUUAUGUUGAAAAAUAUUAUCAUGCAUCUCUGGAACCUGUUGAUUUUGUAAAUGAAGCAGAUGAAAGUCGAAAGAAGAUUAAUUCCUGGGUUGAAAGCAAAACAAAUGAUGUGGAAACUGAGGCACAGAGAGUUUAAAUAACUUGCCCAAGAUUCCUCAGCUGAUAAGAGGCAAACUGGAUGCUAACAGAGGCAUCUGACCCCAGAGUCCGGACUCUUAACCAUGAACCUCAGUUUAUCCAGUGGGAUAAAUAGGCAAUGGGCAAAAUGAGAACCUCCCCGUCGAUUCUGCCAGCGAACCCUUUGUCAGCAAGGCCCUCAGAAAAAAUCAAGGACUUGUUCCCAGAUGGCUCUAUUAGUAGCUCUACCAAGCUGGUGCUGGUGAACACGGUUUAUUUUAAAGGGCAAUGGGACAGGGAGUUUAAGAAAGAAAAUACUAAGGAAGAGAAAUUUUGGAUGAAUAAGAGCACAAGUAAAUCUGUACAGAUGAUGACACAGAGCCAUUCCUUUAGCUUCACUUUCCUGGAGGACUUGCAGGCCAAAAUUCUAGGGAUUCCAUAUAAAAACAAUGACCUGAGCAUGUUUGUGCUUCUGCCCAACGACAUCGAUGGCCUGGAGAAGAUAAUAGAUAAAAUAAGUCCUGAGAAAUUGGUAGAGUGGACUAGUCCAGGGCAUAUGGAAGAAAGAAGGGUGAAUCUGCACUUGCCCCGGUUUGAGGUGGAGGACAGUUAUGACCUAGAGGCGGUCCUGGCUGCCAUGGGGAUGGGCGAUGCCUUCAGUGAGCACAAAGCCGACUACUCGGGAAUGUCGUCAGGCUCCGGGUUGCACGCCCAGAAGUUCCUGCACAGUUCCUUUGUGGCGGUGACUGAGGAAGGCACCGAGGCUGCAGCUGCCACCGGCAUAGGCUUUACUGUCACAUCCGCCCCAGGUCAUGAAAAUGUUCACUGCAAUCAUCCCUUCCUGUUCUUCAUCAGGCACAAUGAAUCCAACAGCAUCCUCUUCUUCGGCAGAUUUUCUUCUCCUUAAGUUGAUCGUUGCCAUGGCAUUGCUGCUUUUAGUGAAAAACAACUGCCAGUGUUACUCAUAUGAUUAUGAAAAUCGUCCAUUCUUUUAAAUGUUGUCUCACUUGCAUUUCCAGUCUUGGCCAUCAAAUCAAUGAUUUAAUGACUCCAAUAAUGUGUGUGUUUAUAACCAUCCUUGAAAGUGAAAUGUCCUUUUCUUUGUGCCAUGCGUAAGGUGAGUCAAACCAAACCUCACUGAUAAUCUCCCCUUGGUUUCCUUUGAAAGUAAAUCGGUAUCUUGUAGUUUUGUGCACACGAAAGGAGAGAAAGUCUCUCCAGUGAAGAGUAUGAACUAGUAAUUUUGGGGGGUCUCUCUAAUUCUAGUAUUUUGACAUGUUAUAAUACACAAGUAAAAUAAAACAAUAGUUUACUCAGCUCAUGUUACUAUUCCCCAACAGAUAUUGUGGCAAAUCGCACAUAGGAAAGAGAAUUUAGGAAUACAGUAGCAAAACAUUAAUUAAACCUCCAAUGCCAGGACAAAAUAAAACAAUAUACCAGAUGGAGAAGAUGCCCGUAUUUUCAUCUUCCAUUCUAUCAUUAUCCAUUGUUAGAUGCAUAAGCAUUUUGAUAUUGUGUAAUAAAUGUGGUAUUUGAGAAGAUAAAUGAUGUAGUUGAUCAGUAUUCCUCCUCUAUCACCUUUUUAGACUUUAUAAGGUAAAUAUUUGGAAUAACUUUUAGAAAAGUUUCCCUUUUUUUUCUCCAUUUACAUUUUUCUGGGUUUUUUUUUGAGUGAGGUAGGAGCAUUACCAAAUGAUAUUUUCUGAAGAUGCUUUUUGAAAAGCUCUGAAUCUAUUCCUAACGCUCUUAAUUAUUGGCUUGUUUCACUUUUUUCCUCCAGUUUUUAACAAGAUCACAUAACUGGCUUGUUUUUUAACAGCUUUGUCAAACUACAAUUUGCAUGCCAUAAAAUGUACACACCGUAAGUUUAUAAUUCAUUAACUUUUAGUAAAUUUCUAGAGUUAUGCAUCACCACAAUCCAGUUUUAGAAUAUUUCCAUGACCCUAAGAAGUUUCCUCAUGCCUAUUAAUAUUCCCAAUCCUAGGCACCACUGAGUUGUUUUCUGUCUUUAUAAGUUUUUCUUUCUACAUCUUAUAUAAAUGGAAUCAUACUACAUGUAGUAUUUUGUGUCUGGCGUCUUGCACUUAGCAUGAUGUUCUUGAGGUUCAUCUGUUAUAGUACGUAUUGAUACUUAAUUUUUUAUUGCCGAACACUAUUCCAUUGCAUGGAAAAGACCUAUUUUAUUUAUAGGUUCACCAGUUGAGGGACAUUUGGAUUGUUCCCACUUCUUGGCUGUUAGGAAUAAUGUUGCUCUGAACAUGUAAAUAAAGAUCUUUGUGUUCACAUAUGUUUUCAUUUCUGCUGGGGAGAUUCCUAGGCGAGAAAUUGCUGGGCCAUAUGACAAAUCAAUAGUUAGCUUUGUAAGAAACUGUCAAACUGUUUUCCAACAUGACAUUUCAUAUUCCCACCAGGAAUGUUUAAAACUAGUGUCUUCAAAUCCUCACCAACAUCCAGGAUUGUGUCUUUAUGAUUACAGCCAUUUUUGUACGUACAAAGUGGCAUCUCAUGGUGGUUUUAAUUUGCAUUUCCAUAAUAUCUAAUUAGGUUGAGCAUUUUUUUACGUGCUUAUUGGCCAUUCGUUUGACUUUGUUUGGUGAAAUGUAUACAAAUCAUUUGCUCAUUUUUAAUUUGGGUUGUCUGUCUUGUCUUCUCAUUUUAUUGAGUUAAAAGAGUUCUUAAUAAAGUCUGGCUUACAAGUCCUUAAUUUAUCAAAUAUAUGAUGCGUGGACGUUU
Molecule: messenger RNA, 3337 nt
Organism: Nomascus leucogenys (northern white-cheeked gibbon)
Lineage: Eukaryota; Metazoa; Chordata; Mammalia; Primates; Hylobatidae
Gene: SERPINB13
Product: serpin family B member 13
Exons: 9
Coding region: 744-1511 (255 amino acids)
Molecular function (GO): serine-type endopeptidase inhibitor activity
Source: RefSeq, a predicted model, not a curated record